CCUGAGACUGCAGGGCACGCGGAGUCGGCUGAAGUGAUGUGCGUUUGAGUACCUCUUCCCGGGCGACUGUUGGAAGUGGACCACGUUAAAUGGUGGCCUCUGGUGAACAUAGACGGUUCAUGGGAGACACAGAAAGCAGCAAGAAACCCAGGCUGAUGCGAUGGUGGCCUCAGUGUGGCUUGAGACACGCUCAAAUUGGCCUGGCCGCGCUGCUGUUCAUCAUCCUUUGGACGCUGCUGAUAAUUAUUCUUUGGACGAAGGACACAGACUACACAAUCUAUCACACCUGCAAAUGUAAAGGAAAAAAUCCCCAGUGUAAUACGCGGCUACGCGAUGACCUCGGCACGUAUGAAGUUGGUGAUGAAGAUUUUUCCGGGAGGCAGGAGAUGUUUCCCCGGAGAAUAAAAAGCAGCCCACCACAUGGUUUAAAUGACACAGACCUUCAUGAUGAUGACGACACGAAUAGCAUCGACACUUCCAAAAAAAGGUGGAGGAGGCUCUGCACUUCUCGCUGGGACCCCGCUCUUCCCGUUAUCUUCGCCGUGACCCCCACGUAUGCUCGCGCCACACAGAAAGCGGAUCUCACGCGCCUUUCGCACACCAUGGCCCUGGUGCCCAACUUGCACUGGCUGGUCGUGGAGGAUGCGCCCGCGCCCUCGGCUCUCGUCUCCGCCGUGCUCCGCAACGCCUGGCCGCUAUCCUACACCCACCUGCACAUGGAGACACCUAAACAGGACCCCCUUAAGCCCAACAGAAGCCGCUCCUCUUUUCCAAGAGGCACGUUCCAGAGGAACGAGGCUCUACGCUGGCUCAGGGAGACGUAUGGCAACCGGUAUGGGUCUCACGAUGCCACCGGGGAGUCUGGCUUGGAUCCUCGGGCUCUGAACGGGGUCGUCUAUUUUGCAGACGACGACAACACUUACAGCAUGGACAUCUUUGAGGAGAUGCGACACACAACAAAUGUGUCCGUGUGGCCCGUGGCGUUUGUGGGCGGCUUGCGUUACGAAUCUGUAGUGGUGGGGGCCAAUGGCAUGGUCACCGGCUGGAAGGUUGCAUACAGCCCCACGCGAUCAUUCGCCAUCGACAUGGCCGGCUUUGCCAUCAACCUGAACCUACUCCUGCAGAAUCCUAAAGCAUACUUCAAUUUCCACGCGAGGAGUGGGAACCAGGAGUCCAGCCUUCUCGAGCAACUCGUGACCAGAGACCAACUGGAGCCAAAAGCUGACAACUGCACCAAGGUUCUGGUGUGGCACACACGCACCUCGAAACCCAUCUUUCAGGGCGAACGAGGAAAAGGUUUUUCUGACCCCAAUGUGGAGGUGUAAUGACAGAUGACUGCUUCAUGCACGAUGCUGGGUUUUGCACGGUUUAAUGCGACGUGAUGGUCCUGUUGCCUAAACAAGUAGUGCACUGCUUUGCGUCAUGAUCCCUGCACAUACAUGGAAUUCUACAGAUGAAAUGCACCUUAAGAUUUCAAGUAAUUAUUAUUACAAUCAUACUUGGGUGCUCUGAUUGAAACAAAGGCUAGUAAGAGUGCUAUAUUCUCAUCUUUAUUACGUGGCUGCUCGGCCCCCUUGUUGCUCACUCUCCAGUCGAGUUUCUCCCUAUCCUGGACUAAUACAUUUUAUUGCGUGGUUUAGUUACAUUUUUUUAUCAAUUCCAUUCAGAAUCAAAAUCUUUCUUUAUCCCGGAUGAUUAUCAUGGGCUAUUAAGCUUCUUUUCACAGAUGUCCAUUCCAUCGCAUGCACAUCACAAAUGCACUCUGCAUGGGAAAGUAAUUGCCUUUGCUCGAGAUGCAAUAAUGCGAUUUGUGUAUCUCGCCUGCUUUGCGGUGCUUACUGUGACUGCUAUCGGAAGUUAUUUACAUUGAGCCGUUUUAUGGUUUUGAUUCAUAAUGUUAUUUUUCAUAAAUAUUCUCAGUAACAUGCAUAAAUGGUAGCGAUGAGCACUUAAACAUAUCUGGCACCUGCUUGCAUGAAUGAACAGAUCCCCACUGUCACAAUUGCACGAUUCGACCGUGUUUAUGUGUGCUGGUUUCAGAGCCCAAAUCUCAUAAACUAAAUUGACGUGGAACUCAAUUGUUAAAAUGAUUGAUACCCUAAUUUAACUGCAUUUAACAAGUCUCCGCUGGAAGAGAAAUAGGAACCUAAAUUGACUCUGCCGGAGAUCAUAAUGUAUCCUCCCGUGUAAGCGUAUGGGAUGUGAACUAAUUGUCGAUCACAUAUGGAAUGUUUUAUGUCUCCAAAUACAAAGUUAAAAUGUUCACAUAGCAUGGAGUAUGCCUCCCCGUCAAUAAAGUGUGUUUACACAUCCCAUCAGCCACACGGCCUUCUGGGAGUUCAAUCUUUCAGCAGCAUUGGUUACAAAUAAUACACUUUAGACCGGUUUUGACAUUCAGUGGUUCAUCAGUCGUGUCCGGCUUGCUUGAACCAAUACUGGUGAACUGGCAGAUGUGUAUCUCCAAGCACCCUAUCGGAGAGUUGAUGGGUCCCAGAUGUGGGAACUAUAUUGUCUGUUUAUUGUCACUCGUUUUCUGCACAACGACGCUCAUGAUCGUAAUAAGUUGCAUCGAGGGUCACUUCACAACCUGCAUCGUGUAACCUAAUGACCGUGUUGCAGAAAGGGCUCAUGGCUGCACGAGUUGUGUGAAGCACGCCGCGCAACGUGCAGCAGGCUGACCACGCGUCUCCUCGAGCACUUGGUGGGGUGGCAUUGCGGGACAACGAAAUCACCGAUCAAAUAUUUGCCCCCAUAUAUGGAAGUGGGCGGGGCGUCAGCCAAAGGGGGGCCUGUUCUUGCCCAUGUAUAGUCAUCGUGAAUCGAGGUUUCAUUGGUAUCGAUUCGGCUCAGUCCAUCUGGCACCCAGCUGAAAGUUGAUCGAGCAGCCCUCUUUGAAAUGGCAGUUUUUUUUAAAUCUUAAAUUACUUUCUGCUGUUCACAGAUUAAACAAAACAAUGGUGCAUUUAAUGACAUGCGAUUUUUACAUAAUUCAUUGAAUAACGUUUAAAAUGAAAACGGGCAUAAUAAUAGUAUAAGGAAACAAAAAUACCUAAUCAUAAUUUGCGGUUUAAUCAUGUCAUUGUGCCUCAGGGCUAAUAUCCAAUCAAAUAAAGGGAGCGGGGCCACACUCGAUCCCAAGUAUCGCUGGCCAAUGUAAUCGAUUGCCAAUGAAUCUAUAUUUUCAACAUGGCUGCCUGAUCGACUGUGUUAAAUCGAUACAAUUUAAACCCACGAGUCACAAUUACCAUAUAUGGGCACACGCCCCUUUCGGCCAACGCCACGCCUACUCCAUAGGACUCCUGUGAUCAUUUUCGAUUACUUCUUUUUUGCGGUUAUAGAAAUAUAUAUUCUUUGGGUCUUUCGGUAAAGUCUCGUAGAUCGGUUCAAAGAAAAUAACAAAAAACUACAUUUCGAUCGCAACACAUGCGUUCGUCAUCAGGAAGAGGGGGUUAGUUUUUAAAGGGAAACUGUUUAUAAAGGUUUUAAAUUGGCAUAGCCCAAAUGUCAGCAGCCACUGUUAAUGUGGUCAGCGACCGCGACGGUGGUGGGUUUUCCACCAAUCACAGGGCUGCCAAGUAAAAAUGAGCACGUAAAAUCGUUGAGCAGCCUCCACGGCCAGCGCCCCAACGUGGCUGUUAGUGUGAGAGAUAAACAUGCUCGCAGAGCGAUCUGCCAUUUCUACCACCAUGGUUUACUAAAACAAUAUAUUUAAUCUUUGUGGUCUGUAAUUUUCCAUAAAUAAACGACUGGAGAUUGUUUAUCUACAAAGGGUAGUGGAAAUCGAUGCCAGGCACCUGCAGUGUAGCCACUCUUCCUUAUAGCUUUACUGUUUGCA
Lethenteron reissneri (Far Eastern brook lamprey) is the source of this 3835-nucleotide messenger RNA. RefSeq names its product galactosylgalactosylxylosylprotein 3-beta-glucuronosyltransferase 1-like. Gene Ontology annotation, cellular component: Golgi membrane. Gene Ontology annotation, biological process: chondroitin sulfate proteoglycan biosynthetic process; carbohydrate metabolic process. Gene Ontology annotation, molecular function: galactosylgalactosylxylosylprotein 3-beta-glucuronosyltransferase activity. NCBI's taxonomy places the organism in Eukaryota, Metazoa, Chordata, Hyperoartia, Petromyzontiformes, Petromyzontidae. The record is from RefSeq and is a predicted model, not a curated record.